AAAAGUUUGAGACGAAUUUUAGUUCAAUUUUUGAACUUCUCGAUUGAUUUUUGUGAAGCUAAAAAAACAUAAAAGAAAAAAUUAAUUUGGGACAUAAUGGCAACACAAAUUGCUAAACGCGGUAUAACAACAGCUGUAAAAAAUAGCUAUGCAAGCGCAUCUGCUGAAGGUGCUGGAGGACAUGGUGGCGGCUACAAAUUGUGGAAACGGCUUUCAUUCUUCGUUGCUAUGCCAGCUGUAGGAUUGUGCAUGCUUAACACAUAUUUGGAACAUCAAAAAAUGACAGUACAUCGUCCAGAGUUUGUCAAAUACGAAUAUUUAAGAAUCAGAAAUAAGCGAUUCCCAUGGGGUGAUGGAAAUAAGUCCUUGUUCCACAACCCUCAUGUUAAUGCAUUGCCCGAUGGUUAUGAGGAUGACGAUGGUCACCACUAAAUGUUUAAGCUUCAGCUAGACCGUUCCCAAUAGUGAAAGGAAAAUAUUUCGAGUUACAUUCAACGAUCCAGAAUAAAAUUUCCUUUUGAAAUGAUUGUAAUGAUGAUGAUGAUGGAAAUUUAUUUGUGGAAAUCCUUCAAUAAAAAAUAAAGCUCCCAUUAAAUAAGAUUUAUAAAAUGAUUUUAAUUCAUUAUGAUUAAUGAUUGUGAAAAUCAAUCUAACUCGCAUCAUUAAGCUCUUAUUAUUACAGAUCAUAAAU
Clunio marinus is the source of this 691-nucleotide messenger RNA. The record is from the annotation of a GenBank genome assembly. NCBI's taxonomy places the organism in Eukaryota, Metazoa, Arthropoda, Insecta, Diptera, Chironomidae.